UUGCAGGUGACAAUCAUCGAUACAGGAGUGAGGGGGAUGAUCGCUGUGGGUUUGGUCCCUCAGCUCUACAAGCUGGACCAUCAGCCGGGCUGGCUCCCACAUUCUGUGGCUUUUCAUGCUGAUGAUGGCAAGCUGUAUAAUGGCAACACUGUGGGGCAGCAGUUUGGUCCAAAGGGCUGCAGAGGUGACAGAAUCGGCUGUGGAAUAUCCCUGGAAUCAGAUGAUGGACAACUGACUGUGUUUUUUACCAAGAAUGGUAAAGAAGUCGGCAGUGUCGAAAUCCCAGCAUCGCCUGAAGCUCUUUACCCCGCUGUAGGAAUGCACUCUUUGGGGGAGGAGGUGCUGCUGGACCUGAAUGCUGAGUGGGGGAUGGAGGAGGAUGAUGGACAGAUGAUUGUGGACAGUCAUGAAGAGGACUGGGGCCGUCUCCAUGAUGUCAAGGUGACCGGCACGCUGCUGGAGUACGUUGGGAAGGGGAAGAGCAUUGUGGACGUGGGGUUGGCUCAGGCUCAUCGGCCUCUAAACACACGCUUCCACUACUAUGAACUGGAGAUCACGGAUGCUGGAGAGAAGUGUUACAUCGCCCUGGGUCUGGCACGCAGGGACUACCCUAAGAACAGACAUCCAGGUUGGAGCAGAGGGUCAAUAGCGUAUCAUGCAGAUGAUGGAAAGUUGUUCCAGGGCAGCGGGGUUGGGGAUGCGUUUGGACCACGCUGUUUUGAAGGGGAUAUUAUGGGCUGUGGGAUCAUGUUUCCACGUGACUUCAACCCUGGUUUGGGAGAUGACGUAGAGGACUGGGACUUCGACGUGUUUCCCAAACCCUGCGAGGUGCAGAAUGACUUGUAUGCAAACAAUGAAGAUGAGGAGGAGGACGAGGGAGAGGAUUUGGAGGGGAGGAAGGUCACAGUGUUCUUCACCAGAAAUGGAAAGGUAGUAGGUCGGAGAGAGGUGGCCUUGCCGGUUGGAGGCUUCUACCCAACAAUUGGCAUGAUGAGCACUGGGGAGAAGGUCAGAGUGGACCUGCACCCCCUCAGUGGCUGAGCCGAUGGGGUAAAUGAAAACGGUGAAGUGGUGAAAUCAGAGCUCAGGUACAUUUUGGAGAAUGGACAAUAAAUAAUACCUCCGCAUCUGCAAAGGCUCCAAGAUGUUACUUGAAAAUUCACUCCAGUGUUGAAGGUCACUGUGGCUCCCUGGUGCUCUAAGAAUUAUUUAACAUGCUGGCAGAAUUGUUUUUGAAUCAGGAAUUAUCCAAAAUAAUGUAUGUUAAUAUGACAUGUGCCUAAAAAUCGUUUUAUAAUGAAAUUAUUUUUUAUUGAUUGAAAUUGUUUCACCAGAGGUUUUAAAGGGUAAAACACUAUUUUUGACAAUUUAAUUCUCUAAUAAAAUGCCAAAAAAACGGUCUCGCCAGAAUAUUGAAUGUAAAAAUCCAAACAGAACAGGCUCCAGUUAACAAAUAAAACCCACCUGUCCUCAUAAGAGAAGCAUUAUCAGCAACAAUGAACAUCAACAGAUAACUGGCACCACUCUCACACUGCAGCCAUACUGUGCUGAUUACCAGAGGUCUGAUGUAGUUCUUCCUAUUGACGGUGUAUUACUGACACUCAGUGGUGAGACAGAUCAUGUUCUUCCAAAGAAACAGUUGUGCACUGAAUGAACAGUGAGUUCACUCUCUGUAAAACUAGCUGCUUGACCGCUGUCCUUCUGUAUGAGUGUGGGUGGACUUAUGACUGCAUAUUUAUUAGCAAAUGUGCAAGUCACAUGUUUUGAGUGCUGUGGGAUAAUUAAGUUCAAGAACAAUUUGUUGGAACUAAAUCCGAAUGAUCAUUAUGAACUUUCAUUUUUAUAUUGAAAUGUCAGUUUUUCUUUCAAAGUCAAUGUUGGUUUGACGAUCAUGACUGGGUUCCUUUUGAUCUGGGACAACUUUAGUGUUUAAUACAUUACAGACAAUGGACCGUCAUUUGAUACAUAUACAGGUAAUAUUUGUCAUAAACAUCUGCACCUAAAAGAUGAUACAGCAAAACCAAAACCCUGUCCAAAAAUAAUAUAUAGCGAAAGUUCUACAUGAUUUUUGAAUAUGAACAUUCUUAUUGACCAUGAACACAAACAAAAAAAACAAAUAGGGCUGGACAAUAUAGCCAAACUAUAAAAAGAAUAACCUAAUAUCAAUAAUUACCAAGAUAAAUGCCCCAAUGAUAUUUCUUGUUGUAAGACUUGUUUUAGAUCUGAGUCAGAUUAGUUAUUAGACUUCCUCACUAAGCUUGCACAAUGCACACACAUGAUAUCGAUACAUACUGAACCUUUGUUUGUUGCUGUUUGUUUUGCUUUAGAUGAAAAUGAUAUUGCGAUAAUUAUUGAUAUUGUUUUAUUACCCAGCCCUACAAAUAAUGCCUAAUAUUCAAUCAAUCAAAGUGAUGCUGCUUUUCCUUUAUGAGAACUUUUUUUUUUUUUGAGGUUUGGAUAUUUUUCAAACACCACAGAAAAGACACUUUGUAGAUGUGAAUGGUAUUAGAUAUGUUGUCUGUUGAUCAUUUGUGUAUUUUGGAGGAAUUAGAUACCAACUGUCACAAAAAGGGAAACUCAUCAAGGGCAGGAGUAUCAAAUCCUGUCAGGACAAGAGCAACUAGUGACCACACGUGUUAUAGUUCAAAACGUCUGAGUAGUUAGAAUAUUUAAUCAAAGGUCUGAAUGUUGAAAAUGAAGCCUUAACUAAGAUUUGCUGCUCUUGAUAUUAGAAUAUUAAACAAUGACCUUGUCUUUUCUAAGAUCAUGUUGUGAUUAUGUUGUUUUAGCCGUUUUUUUGUAACAACCUGUUAUUUACCUGUAAAACUUUUUAAGAUUUACAUUUUUCCCACAACAUUUGUGUCAAUAGUAAACAAUGGCAAAGUAAAAUGAAUACAAAAUGCUUUGGUUUUGUGAUGCCAAAUUUUCCACACAAUGCUGCUUUGGCAUGAACUCAGACUACACUUGCAUCAGGUUUCCCUGCAGAUCUCUGUGUGUUGGAAGUUUUUAGUAUUUGUACAAGUAUGACAAUCGCUGGCGACAGCUGUGACUUUAAAUUUUUACUGUGAUACUGUUUAUUAAUGUUUCACAUUUGUUUAGAUCUGCAGAAACGGUUAUUAUUGUGCAAGUCAUCAAGACACUAAAGGCACUUUACAGUAGAAUACUGAUUUGCUGAACUUCAAAUGUUUAAAAAAAACAAAUGACCUGUGUGAAAGUGAUCGGGUACAGAUCCUUUAUUAAAUUAAACAUAGGAUCCAGAGGGGUGAUGGAAGUAAACUGCAGGUCACUGAAAAGGUCUAAAAAACUAUUUAUUGGAUCCAAUAUUCAUUUGAAUAAGGUUGAUUGAAAUGCUGCUGUAUUGCAAAAAGGUUCAGUUCUUCCACUUUUCAUCAUUUUGCUGAUCACACUGUGUGUUAAUCAUCAUCUGGUUCACAGGAGCAAAUAAUGGUCCUCUGCUGCUGUUGCCUGUCUCCGACAUGUUGAUGUAUAAUAUUUUUUCUUUUUUCAAAUUUGGUGAAAUUAAUCUUCAAUCAGGUUUAACAUGAUUGUGGUAUUUUUAGUACCGUCCCAUCCUGCCUGUGAAUCCACUCUAUGUUCCUCCUCUAUGGUUGUGUAUCCUGUUGACUUUCCUCUCAUCCAUUCUCUCUCUUUACACUUGAAGCAAUAAGAUUCAAAUUAUGCCAAAAAUAAUUAAAAGAAUAUUCACU
Molecule: messenger RNA, 3707 nt
Organism: Paralichthys olivaceus (Japanese flounder)
Lineage: Eukaryota; Metazoa; Chordata; Actinopteri; Pleuronectiformes; Paralichthyidae
Source: RefSeq, a predicted model, not a curated record